UUCCUUCCUUCCUUCGUUCGUCCCUCUCUCUCUCUCACUCGGACGAUUGACUCUCUGGCGCCGGAGCUGGAGCUCUCGGAUCUGCUGCAGAGGACCACUGCUGCAGCGCAUUCCUUCUCAACUGUCCAGAUCCCGGAGGGCAGGGGACUGUAGGCCGCGAUUCUGAGAGAGAGUGAGGAGUGAGGAGGUGGACGGAGAAUCAUCAUCAUGUUGACUGGAUAAUCUUCAAUUCGAAUCGGAAUUUUCGCUUCCCCCCCUCCUCUGCUCGGCUCUGCUGCUCGUGAGUGAGUUAGUGGGUCGGUGGUCAGGGAGGAGGAGUUUUUUAUUCGUGCGGGGGUGGACUUUUUUUGGUGUUGGGUUUUGUUUCUCGCUGUGGGGUUUAGGUGAGAUCCGGGUUUUGCUGUGCGAUUUGGAGAGGUUCGGAUUUCAUUUCGGACGUCGAAAGCUUGCGAUUGUGAAGCUGAGCCGAGCAGGAGGUUCUUCGGGUUUGGCGAUUUGGAGAUUUGAGCCUCCUCGCGGCUGAACUUUCCGAACUGCUUGUUCGAACGCUAGCAUACGUUUGGAGGCGCUGGACGCUUGUAUGGAAGUUUUACUCUCGCAAUUCGAAUUCACCUCUUCGCCAGUGUACCUUCGCUUCUCUGUGUUCCAGUGACUGUUGCGUCGAGCGCCUCCUGUUUCCUUUAUCGACCGAAUCCAGGCUUGACUACGAAGCUCUUGGAAGUCGGAGACUCACAUGGCUCAAGCAUCGGCAGUGACUUGCAUUACACGAGGGAGUUUGAAACCGGAAGCCAGAAAUGGGAUUGAUAUUGGACAAAAUCUGCGAUCUGGGGGAUCCUGCCAUGCAUCGUUCAACUCCAGUAGAAAAUUUCCAUCCAAAAUUCUUGAAAAUCUAUCAAGAAAUCCUUCAAAAGCUGCAAAGAGGACCGAUUAUCCAGUAGUGAGGUGCGCGUGGCGCGGUGUACCAGUGUCAGAAUCGGAAGGAAACCUCACUAAUUUGAAGACAUGUGAUCCAGAGAGCUUGAGCUACAAGCUCUCUGGUGGACCUGCAGUGGAGUUCAAACUAUCAGAUUUCGAACUCUGCUCUCAUGUCAGCGUCGGUCUUGCUGGAAAGGGUGACGAGGUUCUAUUCGAAGGUGUGGUUAGAAACCCUGAGAGUCCCUUGAAAGGAAUGAGGGUCGUUUUGCGCCAGCUGGCCAGUCCCCGAGCUCAACGUUGGGGUCACCGAGCACUUCAGGUCAUAUCGAAUCUAGUACCACAGCAGCACAUGUACAUGUCCUAUGCCACUCGAGUCCACGGAUAUAUUCUGGCAUCUGGAGGUUCUGAUCAAAGUUCGACGCUCACGCUAGUGCAUGGGUAUCAUGGAAGUUAUUCUCUACAUCAGUGGUUACACUCUGAGGACUGGAUGUCUGAGCUAGAGUCGAGGUUGUCUCUGGAUGAAGAAGUAGCUCGAAGAGUAGGCGAUGAUAGACUCGGUGGUCCAGCAGCCCACCGGCACCUCCGUCUUGUCCGCAUCCUCAUGCGUGACCUUCUCAUCGGGGUCAAUUACUUGCACAGUCGUGGAUACGCCCACACACAACUACGACUACAAAACAUUCAGAUUAGUGAGGCCGACAAACAUGUGAAAGUCGGUCUCCUCGGAAAUGCCGCAGCUUUUCCUGAAAAUUCCACCGACGGUACAACGACAUUGGGAGGCAGCAUACUCAAGAACGCAGAUACUCGGAAACUCAUGAUUGCAUAUGAUAUGAGAUGUGUUGGCUUUAUCAUGGCCAAGAUAGUGUUGCGAGAAUUCAUGGACCCAUCCAUCUUCGCACUUUUGAAAAACUUUCUCAACCAGGGACAUGAUCCUGCCGGCCUUCGCGAAUUCCUCCUACCUAUUUUGAACAAGGGAUCUCCUGUUGACAAUGUUGGCAUUCAGAUACUGGACCGCGAUGGAGGCGCUGGAUGGAAUCUCCUGGCUUCGAUGCUUGCAAGCAAGCCCGCCGACCGCAUAGGGUGCAGAGAUGCACUUCGGCACCCCUUCCUGUGUGGACCGAUGUGGCGGAUACAACCAUCUGUCGAACUAACGCGGUGGAGUAUAGGAUCCACGGCAGUCCGAAUCAUAGAGGAAUAUAUUUAUGGACCUCAGCAGCGAAUUAAACUUUCAAAAUUAGUAGAGAUUAUGGAGCGAAUGAAUCCAAACAAUAAUGUGAAGGACUGGACAAAGUUGGUCGGCGGUAGAUGGCGUCUUCUCUAUCACACUGGUCGACAGCUUGGACUUACUGUGCGUCAGGCUGCACCAGCAGUUCUCAUGGGCGAUGUAACAUUGAACUUCGAAGUGCUCUCCGAUGCAUCGCUGUCGCUCAACGCGGACAUUGGAUUCUCCGUUAUGGAAGGUGAAAAUUGGCCUCAAGAUAAGAAGGGGAAGAAGGGAUCGCUGAAUGUGCGUGCAUCCUCCGUAGUUCUGACCGAUGCCGAGAGAGUGUACCCAGAAAUAGACGAUAAAGAAAACUCGAACCGACGGCAGACGAAGGUGGACGACAAUGUGUCCACACCCAAGAGAAGAUCGCGACAGAUUUUGCCGGACGAACCUGGCCCUGCAUCGAUGCCGGUAGUGAGACUUGGCUACCCCGGGGAAAUCGACAUGAGUAUGAAUCUGGAUUUCGAAAUCGAAGACGAUGCUCAGUUUCAAAGGAUAGUUAAUGAAGUGCAAAUUCUCAUACCUCAGGAAAUGUUUGACAUCUCUAGUCUGGUGUGCGGCACCUACGUCGAUUCCCGACUCAUGGUUCUGAGAGGGGUGACGGGCUCCGCUUGUCUAUUCGUUCGAUCUCCGCGAAGUGGGCCGGUGAAGCUCCUGACGUGAAACUGAUAGUCGUACGGGAUCGAAGCAGAACUGCAUCCCUGUUAGGAACAACAAUCCGAUUCUUUGCCCAUAACUUGAUACGAAUUUGGGUUUUAAUUGUAGAGCCUUCGAAUGUAGCAGCAGCAGGCAGCCCUUUUAGUUGUAGCUUGAAGUUGAUGGCCACAAAAUGCGCAGUUUCAGGUCGGGCGUGUAAAGUGUAUUGUAGUGGUGUAGCUAAUGAAGCAGUGAUCAUGAGCGAAGCACAGCUCAUGUUCAGAACUGUUGAGGCUGCGAAUGUAAUUGUGUAAUCUUUGUAAUCUAUAAAGCAACACUGAGCCCAAACAACAGCGGGUUCAGAUGAAGUAACUUCCACGGAGUUCAUCCACUCUCCGUCCCCGUGCAUGUACAAUUUUCACGAAUGAAUUUCAUCUAGGAUUCUCUGCUGUUACUGUCUGUCGAACACUCUCGGUAACUGACUUUGCGAAGGUUCGAUAAUAGCACACAUCUUACUGGUCCUAAAUUUGAUCACUCUCAGAUAAAUAUAAUUUCUUCCAGCUUAGUUCUGCCUUUCCUCCAGGCUGAAUUCGCAAAUCUUGCGAAUUUGAUAAUCACUUUAACUUAUCUGCCACCGAGAAGUUGGCAAUUUCAUCCUAGGUUACAAUGCUGCUCCUACAAUGUUCUGAUCUGCCCAAAUUGCUGGACGCGACUGGACAGGAAUUGUAAAUUGCAGAUCGGCCACCUUGUACGCCGCGUAUCACAGUUCACGCAGUCCAACAGCCAAAUGUGCACGAGAAGUCACACCACGAGAGGUGGGGCAGACGGUGAAAUGGAUAUUAUCGUGGGCGGAAAUGAACAUACUGUUCCUCAACCACAACAAGCUCCACUAUUGAACAAGCUCCCAUUCCAUCAACCUCAUUCAUCGAGGAACUAAUCAAUUGCGCAGACAGUACGAAGUAACUUCGGACACCACUUCCAGUCUCGUCCUGUCCAGUGCAGAGCCCCAUAACGGCCUGGACUCUGAGAAGCUUCAGAGACUCGCGAUCUCCCACUGAAAAAGUGAGA
Messenger RNA from Marchantia polymorpha subsp. ruderalis, 3880 nucleotides. Lineage: Eukaryota; Viridiplantae; Streptophyta; Marchantiopsida; Marchantiales; Marchantiaceae. The record is from the annotation of a GenBank genome assembly.